This is a messenger RNA of Stylophora pistillata, 1738 nucleotides long. RefSeq names its product protein c-Fos. The record is from RefSeq and is a predicted model, not a curated record. Gene Ontology annotation, biological process: regulation of transcription by RNA polymerase II. Gene Ontology annotation, cellular component: nucleus. Gene Ontology annotation, molecular function: DNA-binding transcription factor activity, RNA polymerase II-specific; RNA polymerase II cis-regulatory region sequence-specific DNA binding. Lineage: Eukaryota; Metazoa; Cnidaria; Anthozoa; Scleractinia; Pocilloporidae.
GUCGGCGCUGGGGCUUUCCCAGAAUAAAGGUGAUCUCAGCUAAACACAAGCCUUAUCAAGGGAAAAACACCAUUGGACAGGCGCGAAAAGUAAAUCUUUGUCUGAUGCUCGACUACACCCACGUGCUCGACUUGAAUAAAACCUCGUCUUCAAACAUGUUGCUAUCACACUUGAAUCUGCCUUUGCCUAUGGACACAAACCCUGGCGACGAGCGAAAUUUUUUGUCUGGAGGAGCAAAAAUGCCCGUUCCAUACCAUUUGGAUGAAUCUGACAGCGACUCUAUUGUAUCUAGUGAAGAUGCGAGUUAUACAGAACUCGUUCCAAUGAGUAGUGGUGCAGGAGACGAAGUGAAAGCGGGACUUCGGAACGCGAUCAAAACGCGUAGAGUUGCCCAAGGUUUGGAUGGAAUGCCGCUAAUCGAAGCGAAGAAACCUAGACUCGAAGUGCUUUCCAAAGAGGAGGAAGAGAAACGUCGAAUUCGAAGAGAACGAAACAAGGUAGCGGCUUUCAAAUGCAGGCAAAGAAGGAAGGAACACAUACAGAAGCUUCAAGAUGAGAGCGACGAGUUAAACUCUGAAAGGAGUUGUUUGGAGAAAGAACUUGUGGCCCUCAAGGCGCAAAAAGAACAAUUAGAGAGAAUGUUCCAAAGCCAUAACUGCAUUUUGAAGAACAAAACCGCUUCAGAAGACCAGGUUAGCGAGGCUAAAUCACCCCAUUCAUGUUCGGUGGAAAUGGCAAAAUCAAACGAGCCAUCCAGUCCCACUAGUCCAGUGCCAGAUUCCAUAACAGCUUAAAGAACAACGUACAUGAAGCAUUUAACAAACUGGUGCGACCUUCGUAGGAAAUCCAACCUCAAGUGUGACAGUUACUCAAGGAAUCAAAGCAUAUGAUUAACACGCGCUGUUUCAACAUUAAUACAUGGAUUACUCUUUGAGUGGAAAACAGAAACAAAACUCGUGUACUGAGUGAAAGAGAACAUUUAUGCGUUAUACUAAUUUAUUAAUCCGUGUAUUAUAAACAAGUUCGGUUAUUGAAAUCCUCUACGGUUUUACUGGGCAAGAAAGAGAGAAAUAGACAAGUGAAGAUUGUAUUAGUUGUAUUAUUCUAUUCAAUUUGUCAAAUAGAAAUAAGAGAUUUUAGUUACGAAUUUUUAAGUUAUUGAACCGUAAGAAAGAUUGAGUAAUAUAUGAUAAAUUUAAGAUGUGUUUCACCGUUUUGCAACAUGUUCAAUUUAGUUUUAGUAAUGUUACGUUUCAGGUUUAGUUUUUGAUAUUUUAAAACUCUUUCUACAUAGAAAGAGUCGAGUGUCGCGAGAAAGAAUAUUUAUUUUCGUGAAGCUGUCGCUCGGGGUUUUUUUGACUUAAACGUACGGGAAACAGAAAGACCGAAAAAAGAAGAAUAUAGGAAACAUUUGGUGAAAAUUCAGUCGGCUCUUUGAAAGCUUUCGCGACUUAAACCUAAGGUCGAGGCGUUAAAAUAUCUGAGCGAAAAAGCAAUCCAUUUUAGGGUAGUACUCACAGUAAGACACGUACGUAUUUAUGAAAUAAUAUUACUUAGAAAUGCAGGAUCGAGAAUUCUUGGUGAAAACACAUUGAAGCGGGAGAGAGAGUGACUUUAUUAACUGUGUUGUUGUUAUUUAGAUAGAAGGUUAAUUAGAAGUCGGUUUUGUUUCCGUUAUACAGGCUCGUCAGUUUUUCGCCCUAAUGAGUCAAAAUAAAUUGUAAUUUGAGAUUUGUGA